Sphaerodactylus townsendi is the source of this 3485-nucleotide messenger RNA. It is a transcript of the gene CAPN6, whose product is annotated as calpain 6. The transcript is spliced from 13 exons. The record is from RefSeq and is a predicted model, not a curated record. Gene Ontology annotation, cellular component: cytoplasm. Bases 301 to 2235 code for a protein of 644 amino acids. Gene Ontology annotation, biological process: proteolysis. Gene Ontology annotation, molecular function: calcium-dependent cysteine-type endopeptidase activity. NCBI's taxonomy places the organism in Eukaryota, Metazoa, Chordata, Lepidosauria, Squamata, Sphaerodactylidae.
UCGACCCAAGAAAGCUCCGAGCUCCUUCCAGCUGUGAUUUGCGUGUGCCGUGAGAUUCCUAAUGAAUUUGGCAAGCUGAAUUUGGGAAGAGAGAGAGAGAGAGAGAGAGCGAGAGCGAGGAGCAAAGUUAUAAUAGACCUCCCCUCUGAAGACUGGAUUUUGGUACAGUCCACAGAAUUUGCAGGUUAAUAAGCCAAGUUCUGUUUGCAGUAUUGAUUUGGGACUUUCUCGCUGUGUUGUUUGCUGGACAGCUUGGAAAACCUCCCAAGAGAAAUCAGGUUAAUCCAGGCAGAGAGCACCAUGCGUUCAUCAGCAAAACACUUCAGAGAUCAGAAGUACUCGGAACUUAAACAGCAAUGCGUCGAUCAAAAGAAACUCUUCGAAGACCCUGAAUUUCCAGCCACGGAUGCCUCUCUUUUCUACAGUGGACCUCCACCCAGGAAAGUGGACUGGAGACGCCCAAAGGAGCUUUGCAAAGAUCCUCGCUUGUUCGUCAACGGCAUCAGCUCCCACGAUUUGCAUCAAGGGAAGCUGGGAAACUGCUGGUUUGUGGCCGCUUGUUCCUGUCUGGCUCUCCGGGACAGUCUCUGGCAAAAGGUAAUUCCCAAGGCGAAAGAACAGGAAUGGGACCCACGGAGGCCAGAGAAAUACGCAGGAAUAUUUCACUUCAAUUUCUGGUGUUUCGGGAAAUGGAUCGAUGUGGUUGUUGAUGAUCGGCUGCCAACGGUCAAUGGCGAACUGGUUUUCUGCCAUUCUAAGGAGCGCAACGAAUUCUGGAGUGCGCUUCUGGAGAAGGCGUAUGCCAAGGUGGCUGGGUGUUACGAAGCCUUGGAUGGUGGCAACACUGCGGAAGCCGUUGUGGAUUUCACCGGAGCAGUGGCAGAGUCCAUCGACAUGACCAAGGGGAAAUACGGCUGGGACAUUGGGGAGCAGAUGAGGCUCUUUGAAGAUGUGCUGAAAGCCCACAGAAGAGGAGGAGUGAUCAGCUGUUACAUCACGCCUUUAACCGCCCGCGAUUUCGAGGCCGAAACCGCCAUGGGUUUGAUCCAGGGCCACGCCUACGCGGUGACAGCGAUCCGGAAGGUGGCCCUCGGAGACAAACUGCUGCCCUGCGUCAAGUCUGAGAAACUCUUCAUGAUCCGACUGAGGAAUCCCUGGGGGAAGAAGGAGUGGAAUGGCGCAUGGAGCGAUGAAUCAGAGGAGUGGGCAAACGUGAGUGAUAAAGAAAGGAAGAGGAUGGGACUCACAGUCAGCAAUGAUGGAGAGUUCUGGAUGAUGUUUGAAGACUGGUGCAAAAACUUCACUGACGUUGACAUCUGUCGGCUUGUGAACACGUCCUUCUUUAGUAUCCACAAAACCUGGAAAAAGGGGACCAUGUACGGAGCGUGGAGAAAGAAUCCAGACCCCCUUCUGAAUCGCUCUGGUGGAUGUUUCAAUAACAGAGCCACUUUCCUUCAAAACCCACAGUACAUUUUUGACAUUAAAAAGGUGGAGGACAAAGCACUGAUCUCCCUUCAGCAGACAGACCGACGUGUUCACAAGAAAGAAGGGAGAGGGGACAACUUUGUCAUUGGCUUUGAAAUCUUCAAGGUGGAGGACAACAGAGACUAUCGGAUGCAUUCAGUGCACAUACAAGAGAAGGUGAUGACCUCUACGUACAUUGACAUGCGCACGGUGUUUUUGAAGGCGCUUCUCAAGAGAGGCCGAUACGUCCUGAUCCCAACCACAUUCAGCCCUGGUGUGGAAACCGAGUUCAUGCUGAGGAUGUUCACAGAUGUGCCAUCAAAACUCAGGGAGCUCAAGUUGAAUAAACCCAAGCCAGCGUGCCUGGAUAUCCUGCGUGGCUUUCCUAAGAGAGUGUCUCAGAUAAAAAUCCAUACGGCAGAAGGCCUCGUGGGUCGAGACAGACGUGGGGGAGCAAACCCUUUCCUGGUUGUCCAAUGUGAGAAUGAGAAAGUUCGCUCUGCUGUUCAGAAGGGAACCGUCAAUCCUGCUUUCGACACUCAAGCCGUUUUCUAUCGAAGGAACAUCAAACAGCCUAUUGUCGUCCAGGUUUGGCACAGGGCCAUCUUCCGCAACCUGUUCCUGGGACAAGUGCAGCUGCCAGCGUCACCUGGUGACUCCAGGGAAGCACAGACGCUCCAGCUGUGGGGCAGAGGCGGGCAGGAGGCAGAGGAAAUGCCAGGUCGCAUCACUCUCAAGGUCAUUUCCAGCGACGACCUUCUGGAACUAUGAAUAGCACAAACUGACGGGCUCGGACAGGGCUGCCGCCGCUCAGCAAGAGACCUUGUUUGUCCUACCAGCAGGGAAGAAGAAGAGACAUUGCUUGCACAUAGCCUAUGUUUGCUUUGCAGUUUUUCCAUGCUGAAUCCAGGUUGUACCUGGACAAUAGGAAACGUGGCUAAAAAACAGGAGGGAGCAACUAAUCGAAUCUUUAUUACGAUUUAAAACCAGCGGAAGGGCGACGAUUAUGUAACAGAUAUACCCUUCUCUCUCUUUUUCUACAGAUAUAUUCUCUCUCUUUAACCUCAUUGCCGUUGCCGGGUUUACCACCGGAACGAAGCUGUUAUGCUUGUUUGAGUCAGUUUGAUAGAAAUUGGGAUUUUCCCGAGGUGGGCAAGGUGGGAUUUUCUUCCAGGGCCAUUUGUCAGGAAGGCACGCGGCCGAUGCAGGGCUGAACCCAGGGACGGACGAAGGGGGAAAUGAACGCAAGGCACGAACUGUCCGUGCCCCCACUCCCGCCCCCGACGCACCCUGCCUCCAAAACACCCAUGAUAUGCCCCACUCCGGCCUCCACAUGCCCCCCCCCCAUGACUGCAAUGGCGGCGCCCGGGGUGAGCCACCCCGAAUGUCACCAUUGCAGCUACGCCUCUGACGGAAUCAUUGUAAUGGUGGGAGACUUAGCAUAAUAUUGGGAUGGGAUUGGCUUGAAUUUGCUUUUUGUAGGUGGGCAGCACAAUCGGGGGGGGGGGGUGAAUCCUCCUCAAGAUGUGGUGCAGGCUUCCACCGGCACUUAUGCCUAGAACCGUAGCAUUUCUGGUGAAUCCUAGAACAUCGUGGUGACGGCAUGACAACUCUUCUGGAUUUGAUUCAGAAAUUGCACCAUGCCAUUGAUGUGGCGGCCCCCCACUAUGUCCCUCGCUCCAAUCUCCCGCUGAACACUCCUAUGGGGGAGUUGUGAGUUUUUUGCUUUAAAAGAAAACCCUGUUCAGGCUUCCAGAGCUGUGGGAAAGCCCUGUGGAGUGGCCACUGAAGGGGCACCAUUCCCGUCCACCUCCACUCUGGAUUGCACUGUGAUUCUCGUGACUCAUGCCACGCAGAUUGCUGCACUGACUACCUUCUCUUCACUUUGUACUGAAUACCACUGUGGCUGUCAAAGCAGUGCUUAAAUACAGACUGCCCAUUCAUGAUCACCAUGAGAAGUGGAUCAGAUAUCUAAGGUCGAAUCCCCACUGCCGUCUUAGCAGGUUUCAGAACACAAACUA